AAAAUGGGCUGCUGCGUGCGCGCACUCGGCGAGUCUUCCGGCGGGUUCGUCCGCUUCCUUUCCUGCUGCGCGUGAGAAGAGGCGCGAAGCGCGCGUAGGAACGCUGCAGGAAUUCCUUUGCUGCCCUUCCUCUCCUUCGAAGAUGACAAGUCCUGCCAUCCCUUCUUACUAACUUUGGGCCGUCAGGCAAUUGGUUGGGACCCGCUCCAACCCUAGGUUUUUCCUGCAAUACAGUGGAUACAAUUUGUCAUGGCUACUCUGAGUGUUAUAGGUUCAAGUUCACUUAUUGCCUAUGCUGUAUUCCAGAAUAUACAGAAAUCUCCAGAGAUAAGACCACUUUUUUAUCUGAGCUUCUGUGACCUGCUCCUGGGACUUUGCUGGCUCACAGAGACACUUCUCUAUGGAGCUUCUGUAGCAAAUAAGGACAUCAUCUGCUAUAACCUACAAGCAGUGGGACAGAUAUUCUACAUUUCCUCAUUUCUCUACACCAUCAAUUACAUCUGGUAUUUGUACACAGAACUGAGGAUGAAACACACCCAGAGUGGACAGAGCACAUCUCCACUGGUGAUAGAUUAUACUUGUCGAGUUGGUCAAAUGGCCUUUGUUUUCUCAAGCUUGAUACCUCUACUAUUGAUGACACCUGUAUUCUGUCUGGGCAAUACUAGUGAAUGUUUCCAAAACUUCAGUCAGAGCCACAAGUGUAUCCUGAUGCACUCACCACCAUCAGCCAUGGCUGAACUCCCACCUUCUGCCAACACAUCUGUCUGUAGCACACUUUAUUUUUAUGGUAUCACCAUUUUCCUGGGCAGCUUUGUACUCAGCCUCCUUACCAUUAUGGUCUUACUUAUCCGGGCCCAGACAUUGUAUAAGAAGUUUGUGAAGUCAUCUGGCUUUCUGGGGAGUGAACAGUGGGCAGUGAUUCACAUUGUGGACCAGCGGGUACGCUUAUACCCAGUGGCCUUCUUUUGCUGCUGGGGCCCAGCUGUCAUUCUGAUGAUCAUAAAGCUGACUAAGCCACAGGACACCAAGCUUCACAUGGCCCUUUAUGUUCUCCAGGCUCUGACGGCAACAUCUCAGGGUCUACUCAACUGUGGAGUAUAUGGCUGGACGCAGCACAAAUUCCACCAACUAAAGCAGGAAACUCGGCGUGAUGCAGAUACCCAGACACCAUUAUUAUGCUCACAGAAGAGAUUCUAUAGCAGGGGCUUAAAUUCACUGGAAUCCGCCCUUACUUUUCCUACCAGUACUUCCACCAUUCUUUGAAACUACAAUACUGGAACAUCCAGGAACUGGAGUUAUUCUGCGCUAAUGGAUUGGAAAGAAUGUUGGGAAAGGACAUCUUAAAUCUUUUCUAACUAUGCCCUAAACUGCAGAGCUCAAAGGAAAUAUAGUGCCAUUGGUUAGUAGUCAUUCUAAGUGAAUUGGGAGUAUCUCUGCAGUUAUUCCCAGAUUCACUAGUGAUCCUUAAAUUCUAGAGAUUCAGGGAGAGGAAGACACUUUCCAUCUCAGAGAUACCUUGUUACCUUGAUGGAUAUUAGAUUUGUUUAAGUCUUUUCUAGAAAAAAUAAAUUUUAGAUUAUUAUUUA
Messenger RNA from Piliocolobus tephrosceles (Ugandan red Colobus), 1586 nucleotides. RefSeq names its product transmembrane protein 116 (gene TMEM116). NCBI's taxonomy places the organism in Eukaryota, Metazoa, Chordata, Mammalia, Primates, Cercopithecidae. The transcript has 11 exons. Gene Ontology annotation, biological process: adenylate cyclase-activating G protein-coupled receptor signaling pathway. Gene Ontology annotation, cellular component: plasma membrane. The record is from RefSeq and is a predicted model, not a curated record. Bases 250 to 1263 code for a protein of 337 amino acids. Gene Ontology annotation, molecular function: G protein-coupled receptor activity.